CUUAAAACUUCUUCUCUUGCUGUUAUUUAUCUUUGAGAACCCCAACCCAACAUGAGGUGCAUAUCUUGCAAUGGCAGAUACGACGCCGGCACCUGCAAGAAGUGCCACGAGGACCUCAAGAAGUGCCACGAGGACCUCAAGGCCAAGGUCGCUUUUCUCACGACGUCCCAACCGGAUUCCUUCUCCGACGUCAUUCUGUUUGCCGCCAACGGCGGGUCUGCCCAGGCCGCUGUACCCGUUCCUGCCCAUAAGGCCGUUUUGGUGAGCCGUUCUCCGGUGUUCAAUGCCAUACUUGAGAAUGAGAUGGAAGAAAGCCUGAGUGGCACCAUCAAGAUCCGCGAUGUGUCCUACGGCACACUUCGUGCCUUUGUCAACUACCUCUACACAACUGAGGUGGUAUGCCUUGACCAGCAAUUGGCCUGUGACCUCCUUGUAAUGGCUGAAAAAUACCAGGUGCACCAUCUCAAAGAUUUGUGCCAGAAGUUCUUGGUGGCCAACCUCAACUGGGAGAAUUCUUUUUCGACCUACACCUUCGUGCACCAGCAUAACGCCAAGAAGGUCAUCGACGCAGCCUUGACGUUGAUCAUAGACAACAUGGACAAGCUUACUGCCCGGGAGGAGUACGCUGAGCUGAAGGAGAAGGAUCCACAACUUGUAUUUGAAAUCUAUGAAGCUUAUCUCUCCAAACAGGUUAAUAAAGCAGCAGCACAGAAGGGUUAUACUGGUGAUUUGCCCCUUAAACGUGUACCUAACUUUUCAUUCAACCCAUAUCGAGAAAUGUACAUUGAAGAUGAUGAUGACCUCAAGAAGUGCAUAUCUUGCAAUGCCAGAUACGACGCCGGCACCUGCAAGAAGUGCAAUGAGGACAUCAAGAAGUGCCACAAGGACCUCAAGGCCAAGGUCGCUUUUCUCACGACGUCCCAGCCAGAUUCCUUCUCCGACGUCGUUCUGUUUGCCUCUGACGGCGGGCCUGCCCAGGCCGCUAUACCCGUUCCGGCCCAUAAGGCCGUUUUGGUGAGCCGUUCUCCGGUGUUCAAUGCCAUGCUUGAGAAUGAGAUGGAAGAAAGCCUGAGUGGCACCAUCAAGAUCUGCGAUGUGUCCUACGGCACCCUUCAUGCCUUUGUCAACUACCUCUACACAUCUGAGGUGGUAUGCAUUUACCAGCAAUUAGCCUGUGACCUCUUUGUAUUGGCUAAAAAAUACCAAGUGCAGCAUCUCAAGAACUGUUGCGAGAAGUUCUUGGUGUCCAACCUCAACUUGGACAAUUCGCUUUCGACCUACACCUUUGCGCACCAGCAUAACGCUAAGCCGAUCAUCGACGCAGCCUUGACUUUGAUCACAAACAACAUGGACAAGCUUACUGCCAGGGAGGAGUACGCUGAGCUGAAGGAGAAAUAUCCAAUACUUAUACUUGAAAUCUACGUAGCUUAUCUCUCCAAACUGCAUGGUGGCUCAGCUCCUAUAGAUGCAGACUUCGACCCCGAACCCGAUCCUGAAUCAGGAUCCUAUUUUGACGACCCCGACCCCAACUAUGAUGACAACGACCCCGACCCUGACUAUGAUGAUGACGACCCUGACUCCAAUGAUGACCUCUAA
Messenger RNA from Prunus mume (Japanese apricot), 1596 nucleotides. The record is from RefSeq and is a predicted model, not a curated record. NCBI's taxonomy places the organism in Eukaryota, Viridiplantae, Streptophyta, Magnoliopsida, Rosales, Rosaceae.